AUGGAUGAUGAUGACCCUGCAUUAAACAUGCUGUUUGUGCCCCCAAAACUGUCCCCAAAUGUCCGCUGUGUGUUCUCCAUGAUCCCGGGGACCCCUCAACACAAGGCCCUGAUGAAACGGGAGAGCCAACCCAAAGAACUCCCUGUGCAGCCCCUGGAUAUGAAAGCUAGAGAGGAAAUUGUCCAGACAUUCUUUUCCACCUACAACAAACAACUUGAUCCGAGUCAGUUCAAUUUACUGAUGAAUAAACCGUCCACUAAUAAUCCACUCUGGCUGUCCAUUGCGUUAGAGGAGCUGCGCGUGCAUGGGGACUUCUUCACUGUGACGGAGAAGAUUAAAAGUUUGAAGGAGGAACUGCCAGGGUUACUGUCCCAAGUUUUAGAGAGGUUUGAGAGAGAAGCUGGCGGCAACCUGUUGAUUGCCACCCUGUGCAUGAUUGAGGUGUCCAAGGGCGGGCUGCUGGAGUCUGAACUUCUAAUUCUCCUGUCAGAUGAAGAAAACCUCAUGCCUCCAUCUAGUGGGGCUGAAAAGGGUGCCAGAGAUGCCCCAGAGAAACGAUCAGCAGCACAGAAAGGGGCAGCUAGAGGGCAGCUGAGCUACUUCAAGUGGGCUUCAGUAUACAGAGUACUGAGGCCCUUCCUCCGCCCAUAUGGCCAAAGUGGAGAAGGCCGACUGGAUUUUUAUCACAGGACACUAAGCAAGGCCAUAAGACAGAAGUAUUUCAAUGGGCAAUCUGAAGAGGGAUGUGAUACUAACACAAAGAAAUUGUACAGGUGGUGGCAUAGCAAACUUGCUGACUUCUUCUUGGGUUUGGAUAAUAUAGAACGAAAGGAAGAGGAGCUUCCCUUUCACCUGAUAGAGCUAGGAGACACUAACAGGCUGGAGAAAGUUCUACUGGAUUGGGCAAUGUUUGACAGGCUUUAUCGUGAAGACUGGAGCGCUCAGCUUCACACCUACUGGAGGCAGGUUGGUGACACAGACAGAAUGAAAACUCUCUACCUGGAAGCUUUGCACAACAUGGAAAAUUCUCCUGAUUUUGAUGAGGCCCGGUUGGCUUUGAGAUAUGAAAAAGUUGCAAGGGUAUUGUCUCAAGUGGGGUUCUUUGAAGAACCAAAAGCAUUAGCAGAAAAGGCCAUGGCUAUGGAAGAGACGCUGUUGGGAAAGAGACCAGAGAGAAUGGCACGUCUGUACAAUCUGAUGGCUAAAGUCUGGGAUGAGGGAGUCAUAAAGAAAUAUGAAUUUAUGUACAGAAGUCAGUUACCAGACCUGAAUACUUGCAUCGAGUGGUAUGCCAAGGCCAUUGAUGCCAUCAAACCCUUGGCUGUCAACUCCAAAGAACUCAAGUCCAAGUGGGCGUCUGACAUGUCUCGGAUCACGUUUCACCUGUCUGGGUGGUCCCUGCGUGGCGGUAACACCCAGCGUAGUGCACAGGCAGCAUUGACGGAUGGGAAGGAAUAUAUUAAAGCUGCGCAACAGGUCUUUGAGGAGCUUAAUGACAUUGGGAUGCUUGCUGAGACAACUAUGACUGAAGGAUUGUUAUGUCAAAGCGCUGUGCCUGAACAACUCAAGCUUUAUGAAAAGGCCAAAACAAUGUGUUACCAGGUCUAUGGAGAAAAGUGCAUUUUGGCUUCUCGGAUCAUGACAAAUACAGGCAUUCAUUAUGAAGAGCUGGGAGAUUACCUGAAAGCCUACGACUGUUUUAAGAAACAAGCGUACCUUUGUGUGGAGAUCUAUGGCCCCAAACAUCCCAUGACCGUGCGGUCAAUGAACACAAUCAGAGAACCAAUGUACAGACGCAUUGGGGCUCAGUUAGGGGACCCUCCUCCACCUCCAGCAGAGUAAAACUAUUUGUGCGCAGUUAAGAAACCCUACAGUACCUCCAGUAUUAAAUAAAACCAUUGAUUCUUUCAAUGCUCCAUUUUAUAAAUCAGUAUAGAAAUACAUUACUUUCGGAUAUUACACCCUAAACUCAAAUGAGAAAGAAAAAAAUGAAGUUAUGAUUGAGAUUUUAUUUUAGAAAUGCAGAAAUUUUGAAAGCUUGAUGAUUGACAUUGGCUAGAUGUUAUAUACAUAUCUGAGCGUCUCACAUCUCCUCUACCAGAUAAACUGGAAUAUACUUG
Molecule: messenger RNA, 2120 nt
Organism: Lingula anatina
Lineage: Eukaryota; Metazoa; Brachiopoda; Lingulata; Lingulida; Lingulidae
Product: telomerase protein component 1
Cellular component (GO): Cul4-RING E3 ubiquitin ligase complex
Molecular function (GO): protein binding
Source: RefSeq, a predicted model, not a curated record